Fusarium pseudograminearum CS3096 is the source of this 1152-nucleotide messenger RNA. RefSeq lists its product as uncharacterized. The transcript is spliced from 3 exons. Lineage: Eukaryota; Fungi; Ascomycota; Sordariomycetes; Hypocreales; Nectriaceae. The record is from RefSeq and is a predicted model, not a curated record. Bases 1 to 1152 code for a protein of 383 amino acids.
AUGGUGGAAGCAUCAUCUAGCUACUCCCAAUCCACCGAUGUAUUUACACUCUUAUCAUGGUUAAAUACUGAUCGAUUAGGUAAACGAGCACUCCUCGAUGGUGCUGUCUGUUCCUUUGCCUUGCAUCUCGCUGGUAAAGCAAACUCCGAUGAAGCUCUAGUUGCUCAAAGCCGAACUAUAUACGGCCUGGCACUCAGCGAACUACAAGUAGCUCUCAUACACUCUACAGAAUGGAAGACACCCGAGACACUGUGCGCCGCUAUACUCCUAUGCUACUUUGAGUUAUUUGCUGGAACCAGCAGUUCCGAAACCUGGCUCCAACAUGCUAAAGGCAUUGGUACUUUGAUGGAGCAACGAGGGCCAGCGGCUCACGCAGAAGGAUGGGAUGCAGCCAUGUUACUAUCGUUUCGUGGUGUUCUUAUAAUAGGCGACUUUUUCUAUCCUGGCGAGGAGGAAUUGUUCCUAUCACGGCCAGAAUGGAAUCAAGUUAUGUUUGAUGGUGGAAGACGUCUGAUCUACAGUGCUGAUACUCCGAUCGGUCAUAUUCGCGUUGGUGAUGGCUUUCUCGCGAACCUGACCCAGCUUUCACCUAUUAUACACUGGGGCUAUCUCGUCCGCGAAGCCAACAGGGCUGGUAUCUCUGUUGAGCCCAGCAAAAUCUCCGCAUUGGCUCAGAUGGCUCUGGUAAGUCAUGCCAGAUUCGUGCAAUGGUACGAAGAUUUUGAGGCUCUUGAGUUUCCGCGACCUAUCGAGACUUUGCCUACUAAUCCAGCGACUUCGUUGUUUGAGACGGUUAUACAACAUCAGUCGGCGGCGGCGGGAUCAUUGCUCAUGGGAUAUUGGGCGAGUAUGCUCAUUCUUGAAGAAACAUUGAUCGAGUGCGGGACGCCACGAGAAAAUUCAGAUGUAUCCUCUCGGCAUUUCGUGGAACGGAUACUGCGGUCGAUAGAAUCUGUAGCACAAGGCGCCAUGGGACCGUAUCGAGUUGGGUUUGCUGUGCGUAUUGUGUAUGAGUUUGCUACUGGGGAGGAGCAGAGGUGGAUUGCCCGUCUUUUGGAUAAAUUCUCUAAGGGUUAUGCAGCUGUGGAUAAGAGAACGUACCCUAAGCCAAAGGAGGAUGUUAUUGAAUCAGUCCGUGGAGUUUCUCGUUAA